CUAAACCUGAUGUUCAGGCUAAAGUUAGCAUAGACAGGCUGGUAUAUAAGACCCCAGAGGAGAACUACGAAGAUGUCAGUCACAUCAGUGUGGUGUAUACUUCCCAUCUCUUGACCAACUGCCGAAACUCUCAGAGAUGGCACCCAAGAAGGCAAAGAGGAGGCAGCAGGCAGAGGGUGGCAGCUCUAAUGUCUUCUCCAUGUUUGAACAGAGCCAGAUCCAGGAGUACAAGGAGGCUUUCACAAUCAUCGACCAGAACAGGGAUGGUAUUAUCAGCAAGGAUGAUCUGAGAGAUGUGCUGGCCUCCAUGGGUCAACUAAAUGUGAAAAAUGAGGAGCUGGAAGCUAUGGUCAAAGAGGCUAGUGGCCCCAUCAACUUCACUGUCUUCCUCACCAUGUUUGGUGAGAAGCUGAAGGGUGCUGAUCCUGAGGAUGUUAUCUUGAGUGCUUUCAAAGUCCUGGACCCUGAGGCUACAGGCACCAUCAAGAAGGAAUUCCUUGAGGAACUCCUGACCACCCAGUGUGACAGGUUUACUGCUGAGGAGAUGAAAAAUCUUUGGGCUGCCUUCCCUCCAGAUGUGGCUGGCAAUGUAGACUACAAGAACAUCUGCUAUGUCAUCACACAUGGAGAGGAGAAAGAGGAAGAAUAAUCUCAGUCCAUCAACCAUCUAUCUUCCUUCUCUCAUUACCACAUUUUUUUUCAGCGUCCCCAUGGUCUAUUUGUCCUCUCAAACAAAAACG
Molecule: messenger RNA, 740 nt
Organism: Carassius carassius (crucian carp)
Lineage: Eukaryota; Metazoa; Chordata; Actinopteri; Cypriniformes; Cyprinidae
Product: myosin regulatory light chain 2, skeletal muscle-like
Exons: 6
Coding region: 137-649 (170 amino acids)
Biological process (GO): skeletal muscle tissue development
Cellular component (GO): cytoplasm
Molecular function (GO): calcium ion binding
Source: RefSeq, a predicted model, not a curated record